Porites evermanni is the source of this 2627-nucleotide messenger RNA. NCBI's taxonomy places the organism in Eukaryota, Metazoa, Cnidaria, Anthozoa, Scleractinia, Poritidae. The record is from the annotation of a GenBank genome assembly.
AGAUGCUUUGAUGAGAUUCCUGGUGAUCAAGUCAAUCUUGGGGAGGACCCUCUGAUGCAAAGGUAAAACUUGGGCCCCAGGCUAUUGGACACCACUUUCUUUGCACACUUUUGGUAGUGAUUAAGAAAGGUGUAAUGACAUGUCAUGUUAUCUAUAGUUAUUUUAAGCUGUUGAGGAAGUUUAGAUAACAGUGAAUUAAAAGAAUAUGCACAUAGUGUAUUGUUACUGAAAAACGAGGCUAAAAGUGUAAGAUGUGUGACAGAGACUGACAGCUGUGGUCUGUGGUCCACUCUCAUACUAAUGUUUUAAUUCUUAUUUCAGCCCGGUUCCUAAACGAGACUUUGGUAAGAACAAAAAUGAUCAUCUUGACAUGGAGCCGUAAGUAUCCUCAAUUUUUGUGAUUACAUCUCCCACCUCUGUGAUCUAGUAGUACCUGGCAUGUCUUCUUGCAAAUUGACCCUCUUGGACAACGAGGAAAUCUUAACAGUUUUUGUUUCUCACUCACAUUACCAGUGUGUAUGCAAUUUAUUGGAAAAAUAGAAAGUGCUUGCAUUAAAAAGUUCAACUCCUACAGGAUUGGCUUGGUGCCAUAUCAUAUCUUGCCAGCAUAUUCAUAGUUUUGAAAUAUUUAUGUGAUUGCUGAUACCUCAUGUGGAAAUGCUGUAUUUCUGGGUCUUGGCACACUGGAUUUCAUUGGCCAGAGCCUUUAGGCCUCCCACAGUUUUUCUUUGAGCACAGUCUUGUAAUAAGUAGUCUAUCUGAACAGCAGCUGCAGUCGAUGGUGUGGAUGUGAGCUGAAUGAAAGUCAGUUCAACUUACUGUAACAGAAGAUCUAUGAAAAGAAAUGAUAAAGUUAAAAUGGUGGUUUUGUUGUCAUGACAAGUCAGUGAAUUGUCUUAUAAAUUGAUCUUGUACCUAACACCUUUUGAUUGUCUCUUGCAGAUUUGUGGAUUGUAUGGAUUGUGGACGAAAAGUCCAUCAAAUCUGUGUACGCCAUCAUGAUUACAUUUGGCCACAAGGGUGAGUAGAGUGCAGCUUGAGAUUGUCCUCAUUUUGUGAGUUAUUUUGUAAUAUUUUUUAUGAAAAAGGUAGUUAGUAAAAUUAAUGUCACUGGAGCAGACAGUUUUCUAUAGAGUGGGCCGUGACCCAGUUAGCCAAAGCUAAUAAAUCUGGGCUUGUUUUUUCUCUUUUCUAAACUUUGUAGAACGCAGGUUUGUCUCUAUUAUCCCUUUAAGCCCCAGUAUCCCCAUACAAAUUCUCCAAACUGAUCUCCAUACAUUUCCUUUAAGAAUUAGUUGAGAGAAUUUAAUAAAACAUCGAGGCAUUUUCUCUUUCGUGAUCAUUUUUAUAUUCUCACAACCUUAUCUCUUGACAAUGUAGGGACAUUGUUAGGAGAAAAUUGCUGUUGGUCACUAUUGGAACUUAAAGGGUUAUGCAUGGUUGUUUUUGGUGUCAGAGUUACACUACUUCUAUAAUAUGGGCAGCUCUGUAAUUUCAGACACCUGACUUUGCCCCCGUGGUUUCUGCGUUUGCAGACUGAGAAUACAAAUACUUUACAAGCUGCUAACUUUUGGUAUGUAAUUUACUGCCUAUUGCAGAUAUCAGUGUGAUGGAUGUUUGAAAAGGAGGGGGAUGAAGAGGAAAGAAAACCGGUUUACUGCAAAGAGUAAGUGCACUUUUCAGUGUUCACUAUGUAAGUUUGUUUUUGCUUUUAUUAGAAGCUGAGGAAUGGCUUUAUCAACUUAGGUGCAAUUAGCUGUAAAUUAAUCGACUAUGGAAUAAAACCUUCGGGUCAGCAAUAAAUUCAACGUUGGUAGUGUUGGCAUAAUCCACUAAUUUGCGAUUUUAGUACUCCUCCAUCCCACCUCAGGUUACUCUGAAAUACACCUCUACUUUGAAAUACACUCUGAGAUUGCUGAGAUGCAUGUGAGUGGGAUUAUUAACCAACAGAAUUAAUAAUAAAUUGGAGAAACUUAAUUUAAUUUAUGAGCAUGCGCUGAACCGUGAACCUGUCCCUUUAAGCUGCCAUUCCCAGAUUUACAAAAGGAAUAGUACAUUAAAUGUAGUGAAACCCUCUUAAAUAAAUGCUUCGUGGAUCCUAAAUACCCUUUGUAAGGGGAAUAAAGUAAGUAGACGUAUGCGAUCCCCAAGAGACGUUUAUAAAAUAAAGUCACUAGAAGGUUGAUAGUUUUCGUGUAAUGAAACUUAUUAUAUAAUCUGUUGCAGCUUGACUAAAGGCUUUAGACAUUAAGAAUUUGUUAAAUUGCUCAUUUGUCUGUAUUGAGCGAUUUAAUUUGUGACAAUAUGUUUUAGAACUUAAACCAGGACCAAGAAAAAUGUCAAGUGGUAUCAGCUGCGGGUAGUAAGAGGUGUCCAUUAAGUAGGAAUGUCUCUCUUAAAAUACAAAAUAAUGAUGAUGAUAAGGUCAUGGUUUCUGGGAAACCCCACUAAUAAUUUUCACAUAUUUUCCCCACUUAGAACUGCCAACAACCAAACUUGGUGAUCUCAUUGAGAAAAGAGUGAAUAACUUCUUGAUCAAGGAGAAUUAUCCAGGAAAUGUGACCAUAAGAGUUGUUUCCUCCUGUGACAAGCAAGUUGAAGUCAAACCAGGAAUGAAGUCACGGUUU